Messenger RNA from Acanthosepion pharaonis, 2550 nucleotides. NCBI's taxonomy places the organism in Eukaryota, Metazoa, Mollusca, Cephalopoda, Sepiida, Sepiidae. The record is from the annotation of a GenBank genome assembly.
AUGGUCCGCCGUUUAGUGUCUGAAUUUCAAGAGCAGCUUGUCAGAAUUGUCAAAUUUUCUUUAUCGUUGAUUUGGAUAGUCUCUGUCUUUGUUUCUGUUUUACUUUAUCUAUCUAUCUAUCUAUCUAUCUCAGUCUCUUCCAAUCUAUCUAUCUAUCUAUCUAUCUAUCUAUCUAUCUAUCUAUCUAUCUAUCUAUCUAUCUAUCUAUCUAUCUCAGUCUCUUCCAAUCUAUCUAUCUAUCUAUCUAUCUAUCUAUCUAUCUAUCUCAGUCUCUUCCAAUCUAUCUAUCUAUCUAUCUAUCUAUCUAUCUAUCUAUCUACUUCAGCUUCUUCAGUAUCCAUCUAUCUCUCAUCUGUUCAUAUCUAUCUAUCUAUCUAUCUAUCUAUCUCAGCAUAUCAAUUAUAUAUCUAUCUACCUAUCUAUCUAAGCAUAUUAAUUAUCUAUUUGUCUGUCUAUCUGUCAGUCUCCAUCUAUCUAUCUAUCUAUCUAUCUAUCUAUCUAUCUAUCUAUCUAUCUAUCUAUCUAUGCCAAUAUAAAUGGAAGUACAUGCCUAACUACCAUGUAUGCUUACUGAUCCCCACCCCAAUAAUAUCUUCCUGCUAUUUUUUGCCUCUUAUUCUUCUUCAUCCAUUUUUCUCUUUUUUUUUCUUCUUAUGUCUAUUCUUUUUCACUUUUUUAUAUCAUAUUUCCUGCUUUUCUUUUUAUUCUCCCCCUACUACAUUAUUUCAUCUUCUAUCUUUAUUUCUUAUGUUCAUUCCUUUUUUCUUUUUUACAACAUUUCCUUUCCUUCCUCUUCUGACUCUUUCUUCCCUUAUUUGCUUCCUCUUUUUCUUCUUCUCUAAUUAUUUCUUUCUUUCUUUUUUUCUUUCUACAUCAUUUUGUUCAUUUCAUCUGACAUUCUAUUCUUAUUUGUUCUAUAUUUAUCUUCUCAAAUCUUUCUGUUUGUUUCUUGUUUGGCUUUUUCUUUCUUUAUACAUAAUUCAGUUCUCCUUCUCAUUCUUUUUCUUAUUUGCACUCUGUUUUUCUGUCUUUCUUUCUUUCUUUCUUUCUUUCUUUUCCUUCUUACAAGAAAACAUCUUUUUCUUUCAUUAUCCUACAAAAAUAUACAUUUUUGUAACACCACAUCAUCAUCAUCAUCAUCCUGCUUCUUCUUCUUCUUCUUCUUCUUCUUCUUCCUCUUUUUCUUCUUCUUCUUAUUCUUUUUGUUUGCCCUUUUACUCUUCCCUUUUUUUCAGACUUUUCAAUCACCUUUCCACUUCAUACUCCCUCAAAAUUUUCUUCUUCUUCCACUUUUUCUUCUUCUUCUUCUUCUUCUUUUUCUUUGCCCUUUUACUCUUCCCUUUUUCUCAGACUCUUCAAUCUCCUUUCCGCUUCAUACUCUCUCAAAAUUUUCUUCUUCUUUCUUCUUCUUCUUCUUCUUCUUCUUCUUCUUUUUGUUUGCCCUUUUAUUCUUCCCUUUUUCUCAGACUCUUCAAUCUCCUUUCCACUUCAUACUCUCUCAAAAUUUUCUUCUUCUUCUUCUUCCACUUUUCUUCUUCUUCUUCUUCUUCUUCUUCUUUUUGUUUGCCCUUUUUGUCCGACUCUUCAAUCUCCUUUCCGCUUCAUACUCUCUCAAAAUUUUCUUCUUCUUCUUCUUCCACUUUUUCUUCUUCUUCUUCUUUUUCUUUUCUUUUUUUUUCCCUUUUCCCUUUUCAAUCUCCUUUCCUUUUUCUCAUACUCUCUCAAAAUUUCCUUUUUCUUCUCAUUUCUUCUUUUCUUCUUCUUCUUCUUCUUCUUUUUUUCUUCUUCUUCUUCCCUUUUCUUCUUCUUCUUUUUCAUUUGCCCUUUUCUUCUUCCCUUUUUCUCAGGCUUCUUCAAUCUCUUCUUUUGUUUGUCCUUUUUACUCCGACUCUCAAAAAUUUCUGCUUCUUCUUCUCUUCCACUUUUCUUCUUCUUCUUCUUCUUCUUCUUCUUUUUUUUUUUGCCCUUUUUGUCCGACUCUUCAAUCUCCUUUCCGCUUCAUACUCUCUCAAAAUUUUCUUCUUCUUCUUCUUCCACUUUUUCUUCUUCUUCUUCUUCUUCUUUUUCUUUGCCCUUUUACUCUUCCCUUUUUCUCAGACUCUUCAAUCUCCUUUCCGCUUCAUACUCUCUCAAAAUUUUCUUCUUCUUUCUUCUUUCUUCUUCUUCUUUCUUCUUUCUUCUUCUUCUUCUUCUUCUUCUUCUUUUUGUUUGCCCUUUUAUUCUUCCCUUUUUCUCAGACUCUUCAAUCUCCUUUCCACUUCAUACUCUCUCAAAAUUUUCUUCUUCUUCCACUUUUCUUCUUCUUCUUCUUCUUCUUCUUCUUUUUGUUUGUCCUUUUUGUCCGACUCGUCAAUCUCCUUUCUGCUUCAUACUCUCUCAAAAUUUUCUUCUUCUUUCUUCUUCCUCUUUUCUUCUUCUUCUUCUUUUUGUUUGCCCUUUUGCUCUUCCCUUUUUCUCAGACUCUUCAAUCUCCUUUCCGCUUCAUACUCUCUCAAAAUUUUCUUCUUCUUCUUCUUCUUCUUCUUCUAUAUGGUGUAUACCUUCAGAUAG